Messenger RNA from Erigeron canadensis, 2299 nucleotides. RefSeq names its product phosphoglucan phosphatase LSF1, chloroplastic. Gene Ontology annotation, cellular component: chloroplast; starch grain. Bases 175 to 1923 code for a protein of 582 amino acids. The record is from RefSeq and is a predicted model, not a curated record. The transcript has 10 exons. NCBI's taxonomy places the organism in Eukaryota, Viridiplantae, Streptophyta, Magnoliopsida, Asterales, Asteraceae. Gene Ontology annotation, biological process: protein dephosphorylation; starch catabolic process. Gene Ontology annotation, molecular function: carbohydrate phosphatase activity; protein binding.
UUGUCUUUCUUCCCGAAUUAUCCAGCCACCUGCAACACCUCCUGCUCGCAUCUCAAUAAUAAUAAUAAAAAAAAUAGAUAAAAAAAAACUGUAUCUAUACAUUCUCCAACCAUUUUUGAUCAUUAUUUCAUCUAAUUAUUAUAUAAAUAAAGUAAAUUCCUUCUGUAUAUAAUCAUGUCUCUGGUUCACGUCAUUUCCCACCAUUUUUCAACUUCCAGAAGCUUCUCAUUAGAUCACACAUCAAUCCACACUUCAUUCUACGGAAAACGUAUUUUUUACAACAAUGUAUUCUCGCCGGUGGUGAACAGAACACCAAAAAGACAUGUGGUAUUACUAUCGUCGUCGUCGUCAAAGUCAAGGUUUAAGAUGAAUUUGAAUGAAUAUAUGGUGACUUUAGAGAAACCGUUAGGUAUUCGUUUCGCUUUGUCUUUAGAUGGCAACAUUUUAGUUCAUUCCAUGAAGAAAGGGGGAAAUGCCGAGAAAUCAAGGAUAAUUAUGGUUGGGGAUACUUUGAAGAAAGCGAGUGGAUCUUCUGGGGAUGGACUUAUUGAGAUUAAGGACUUCAGUGACGCAGAGAAGAUGAUGUUAGAGAAAUCAGGACUUUGUAGUCUUGUUCUUGAAAGACCUUUCUCCCCUUUUCCGAUUCAACAUCUGCAUCACAAAAGUGAUCUAGAUGUCCAAUUUAAUAGAGGCCGGGUUCCUAUAGCCACCUGGAACAGAACAGCAUUGACAUCAAGUUUGAGAACAUCUUUUGAGGGCAGUGGGAAUUCAGGCUUUGUCAUGUUCACCCCAAGAUUUUCUACUCCGAAAGGGUGGAAUCUUCUGAUUAACCAAAAUGGACAAUCUCGUGGCAGAAUAAAGAAAAACAUUCCAGAGGAACCGUUUACUCAACUUGUCACCAUUUUCUCUGAAGAACAGUCAGGAGACGAUUGGUCACAUGGAAGCUUCCCACUUGAUGAGUAUAUUAAAUCAUUAGAUCGUGCUAAAGGAGAACUUUAUUAUGACCAUUCUCUUGGUAUGCGUUAUAGCAAGAUUACGGAUCAAAUGUAUGUAGGGUCAUGUAUACAAAACGAAGCUGAUAUAGAGACUUUAGCUAAUGUUUCGGGAGUCACUGCUAUUCUAAAUUUCCAAGGUGGAGUUGAAGCAGAAAACUGGGAGAUUGAUUCAAAAUCUAUCAACGAGGCAUGCCAACAAAAUAAUAUUCUUAUGAUUAACUAUCCAAUAAGGAAAGGAGACUCAUUUGACAUGAGGGGCAAACUUCCAUUCUGUGUGGGACUUCUUUUACGGUUGCUAAAAAAGAACUAUUGUGUUUAUGUUACUUGUACCACUGGUUUCGAUCGAUCUCCUGCCUGUGUAAUUGCAUACCUCCAUUGGAUGACUGAUACUUCUCUUCAUGCUGCCUACAACUAUGUAGCUAGCUUGCAUACUUGCCACCCUGACAGACCAGCAAUUGCAUGGGCAACAUGGGAUCUCAUAUCUCUGGCGGAAAAUGGCAAACAUGAUGGACCUGCAACCCACUCUGUGACAUUUGUGUGGAAUGGGCAUGAGGGAGAGAAUGUAGAAUUGAUUGGAGAUUUUAGUAAUUGGAAAGAACCAAUUAAAGCUACUCACAAGGGAGGCCCAAGAUAUGAAGCCGAAGUUCGGCUUGCACAAGGAAAGUAUUACUACAAGUUCAUAGUCAAUGGGGAUUGGAGGCAUUCAACAUCCUCGCCCACUGAAAGGGAUGACCGGGGAAACGUUAAUAAUAUACUCGAGAUUGGUGACACUGCAAGGGUGCGCCCUUCUAUUCAACAACCAAAAAGGGAUGCGAAUAUCGUGAAAGUGAUUGAGAGACCAUUGACAGAAAAUGAGAGAUUUAUGUUAGCAAAAGCAGCUCGAUGUAUUGCAUUCUCAGUCUGUCCUAUAAGGCUGGCUCCCAAAUAGUUUCACAUCUACCACACCAUACAAUUGCUUUAAAACAAUUAUUGACCACCAUCAACAGACUUCGCCAGUUGAGUUGCCACAUGCAAGUCAUCAUAAUAUCAGUGUGCCACUUAUGGAGAAUACUGCACAUCACUUUAGGUUAGUGUUUGCUUCAGGCUCAAUAUCUUUCAAGAUAAUGGCAUCUUUGGCAUGUGACCUAUUCCCCGAUUCAGAUGAUUUACCUUUAAUUGUCAAUAGCCCUCUGGUUGAUUUGUGUCUAAUCUCUCUUCUGGUUAUGUUGUCAAUAUGUAGAUCAAGUUUAAUUUAAUAUAUAUAGACUUGAUAUACAUGUAUGGAAUCUCAUUUUUCUACAAGUUAUGUUAAAUUGUUUUUGCCA